UGCCAAAGAGUGAGAGAGAGAAACCUUGUUCACUAAAACAUUCUCUCAUAUCUGCAUUCAUCAGCAACAUUGCAUUACUUCUCCACACAUACAGACACAUAAAUCCUUUUUUAUUCUCAUUAUGGCUUGUGGGAUGCAGCAGUUAACCUGGAGAGGCCUCGACUGGGGAUUCUGCCAGCUUUUCAUCCAGAUGACCCUGCUGCUCUCCCUCCUGUGCCCACCUACAGAGCCUGUUUCCUGGGACAAUGACUCAAGCGGCAGUCCUGUGGAGGACUGUGGGGGUUUGCGGGCAGAUGUUUGUGGCGUGUGUGCAGGCGAUGGGAGCUCGUGUGAGCUGUUUAGCGGGACGCGCUUUCUAUCCGGGCUCUCAGUUGGCUACCACAAGUUCCUGGACAUCCCAUCUGGAGCUCAACGAAUCAAAAUACGAGAAACACAAAAGACCAGCAACUACUUGGCUCUCAAGACAGCAAAUGGUGAAUUCGUGAUAAAUGGUAACUGGGUGAUUGACAGGCCAGGGGAUUUCUAUGCCGCGGGUACUAAACUCACAUACAAACGACCCAAUGAGAUAAGCAGCAGAGCAGGAGAAUCCAUCACUGCUCCUGGCCCGACAAAUCAGGAGCUGCAUCUCUUUGUGAUAUAUCAACAGCCCAAUCCAACGGUAUAUUAUGAAUACAUUUUACCCAGAGUCCAUAUCAUUGAUGUAUAUUCAGAUACAUAUUCUUACUCCAGUGAACUUCCUCUGGAGAGUCAUGAGCUGUUUCCUGGACCUGAGAUUAGCACUGAUGAAAACUCAAUGAGCAGUCCUCACCCUAACCAGGUUCCAUUAGACCCUGUGACCUCUAAACCACUUCCAUUGUACAGCUGGGUUGCCAUGACAACAACAUCCUGCAGCGUCUCUUGUGGAACAGGCAUUCGUCAGGUUCUGUUUAGAUGCGAAGAAAAGGCCACACAAACUACUGUACCGGAUGACCUCUGCACCCAUGCCCAUCAUCCUGGUCCCCGGAUAGAAGGCUGUCAAUUGCAGCCUUGCCCAGCCUUCUGGGAUGUCGGGGAGUGGUCCGAGUGCAGUAAGACUUGCGGUCCAGGUUAUCAGCAUCGUCAGGUGAUUUGCCGGCAGACACAGGGACACCGUGGCAAUAGCACAGUCGUCGUGCCGACCAGCUUCUGUGAUGUUACAGACAUGCCAGAGACAACCACGGUGUGCCAGCUGAAGAUUUGUAGUGAAUGGCAGAUUCGCUCAGAAUGGACAGAGUGCUCGGUGCCAUGUGGAGUAGGUCAGCGCAGUAGAGAAGUUGUGUGUGUGGAUAACCUGGGCGACGUAGUUUUAGAUGAGGAAUGCAACAUGGCCCUUCGCCCGCAGGACCUGCAGAACUGUGACAAAGGAGUGUGUGCCAGCAGCUGGUUUUACUCUCUUUGGAGUGACAGGUGUUCUGCAGAUUGUGGAGAAGGAAGUCGCAGUCGGUUAGUAGUGUGUAUGAUGAGUCAGACUAACUCUCUGCCAUUAGACAACUGCAAAGAAGAGGAUAAACCAGACAAGCUCAUGCCGUGUGACCUGGGACCCUGCACACAGCGGGUGGAAUGGUACACAGGACCGUGGGGACAGUGUUCAUCUGAAUGCGGUAACGGUACACAAGAUCGAGGUGUGGUCUGUGUUCUCCAAAACAACGACCAAUUAGAAGUCACCUCAGAUGACAGCUGUUCUCAUUUGCCCCGCCCUCCAAGUGCACAGAUCUGCAAUUUGAAAAGCUGUAGUGCCCAGUGGUAUAUGACAGAUUGGAGCUCGUGUUCUCGCUCAUGCGAUGGUGGCUUUCGAGUGAGGGAGGUACGUUGUUUGCAAGAAGACUUGACCUUUAGCCAGGACUGCGACCCUCUACUUGAACCCGCAAAACAAGAGGAGUGUAAUACACAGACCUGCACACCACAAAUUGAUGAUUCCUGCAGAGAUAUGUACUAUAACUGUGUAGUGGUGGUCCAGGCUCGCUUGUGUGUGUACUCAUACUACCGCACCACAUGUUGCGCAUCAUGUUCUCGGGUCGCCCAGAAAGACACACCUCACAGAAUCAGGUGAUCAAGUCACCUUACCCUUGGGAUAUAACAUCACUGCUCUCCUCUCAAUGAACUAUGAUGUCCUUGAGUCUUUGAAGUCAUGACAUCAUCUCUCACCCCUUCAGCUGGAUCUGACACUGAGAUGACAUCACCAAUCACUUUCUGUCUUUCAUUUGAAAAAAAAAAAAAAAACUCAAAAUAUGCAGAGACUGCCCUUUUUAUACAAUACAAAGAGAAUGCUCCAUGAGCAAUUUAGUAUUUAUUGCAAAUAAAAAUACUGAGCCACUUUUUUUUUUACUUUUCAUCAUGUUGCCUAAUCUCUAAAAGUAACAAAAACUUUUUUCAAUUUGUUAACCUUCACGUUUAAAUAGAAAUGUAUAAAGCAAGGAAAGUAAAGAUAGUACACCCACCAGGUAAAAAUAAAGUAUACUUGAAUGUACUUAAAAUAUACUUAAAUACCAGCAUGUACAUGUUACACUACAAAUAUGCUAAUUAACAGUUAUAUUCUACUAGUACACCAAAAAAGUAUACUAAAUACCAGUAUUACCUAAAUAGAGUUUUAAUGUAUUGAAAUAAAUGGUGUCUCAAAAUAGCACACCUGAGUACACUUAGAUGUACAUAAGGGUGUUUUCACAUAUAGUUUUUUUUAAAGGGACACUCCAAUUUUUUAAAAAAUAUACUCAUUUUCCAGCUUCCCUAGAAUUAAGCAUUUGAUUUUUACCGUUUUGGAAUCCAUUCAGUCGAUCUCCAGGUCUGGCGCUACCACUUUAAGCAUAGCUUAGCAUAAGGGGAUGUGCACACCAAAACUUUUAAACACGGCUGAAAACGCCUGGACAACGCCUAAUGCCAGCUGUUUUUAAGCUGAUUGCCAGCUUUCUUCAGCUAAGCGCUUUGGUAGCUCUGAUACGUUAGCUGUGAGACGGUUAGUUGCUGUGAUACUUGUCCCGCCCCUUCUCUACUGUGAUUGGACGGCCGCGUGAGAACUGACAAUGACGAGCAGAGCUUUUCAUCCGGGCGCCGGUUUUCAGCGUGGAAGAAAACCCCUAGCUGCUGGCUUAUUUGAAAAACGCAGAGCUUCCAUUGGAAACAAUUGAAAACAUGCAAUGGCCGUGGGCAUAAAAGUUUUGGUGUGCACGCGCCCUAAUCCAUUGAAUCUGAUUAGACCAUUAGCAUCGUGCUCAAAAAUGACCAAAGAGUUUCAAUAUUUUUCCUAUUUAAAACUUGACUUUUCUGGAGCUAUACUCUCAUUCUGGUGUAAUAAGCAAGGAAUUUGCUGCUGUAACAUAGCUGCAGCAGGCGUAGUGAUAUUACGCACUGCCUGAAAAUAGUUCCCUUGGUUACUUUUAAUAACAGGGGACUAUUUUCAGGCGCUGCUAAAUAUAUUAUUGUGCCUGCCGCAGCCAUAUCUGCCUAGAAAAUCUAAACUUUUUAUUUUCUGUCAGUCUUAGCACGCAAUGUAACUACAGAAGAGUUAAGUUUUAAAUAGGAAAAAUAUAUAAACUCUUUGGUUAUUUUUUGCGCGAUUCACAUUCACAUCACAACUUCAUAUGAACUCAGACCCCAGCUUUCUGUAGAGUGGUUGAUUUUAAUAUACAUGUCUUAACGACACGCAAAGUGGACCUCAUUACUUUCACAUGUCAAACGGAAAUUGGACCACAAAAGAACCUAAAAGCAAACCAUACUCAGACCACCUCCGGAUUGGGUGGGUCUGAGAUCACUUGAGCCCUUUUCACACAGACAUUCCGGAAAAUACACAGAAAAUGCAUCCUGGAUUUGUCCGGGAUCGUUCGAUUUUUUUUGUUCAUUCACACUGACAUGAUUCGGCAACGAUCCCAGAAGAUAUACAGGACGUGUUUGUGUUCACACAGACGCUUGUCUGGCAAUUUUACGGGUAUUUUCUGGGAACAAAGGUCUGUGUGAAUGGGGUUUUGGUUUGUUCACAUUGGAGGGCUUAAACAAACUAAGUGUGAAAACACCCUACGUUUAUCUUAAGAAGUACUAAAGACUGUUUUUUGUAAAUAAUAAGAACAAAAUUGUGUGUGUGAAUAGUGUACUUAAAAUGUAUUUUAGUGCACUUUUUCUCACCUAGGAUAUCAGCAAUAGUUUUACUACUGUUGUGAGUUGUAAAAAUAAAUGUUUUUAAAUGCAUUAUAAAUAAUAGAGUUAUAAAUGAAUGUAUAAUGUGUAAGGGCAAAUUGAAAUGAUCAGGGAUAUGGUUAAAAAUUAAUGAUGAUGGGAGCCCAAAACAGCUUAACAUUUAGUAAAUAUUUCUACAUAUCUUAUCAACUUUAUUAUAUUCAAUCUAGAUAACAGGAUAUAUGCUACUUUCUUAUAUUACCUCUUUAUGACUGAGUGGGCCAAGUUUCUGAACACUCAACAGGUGUCAUUGAUGUAAAUGUGGUCGACUGUGGUAACGGAUCUCGUUGUCAAAAAGUUACAGGUGUUUGGAAUGAGACAAUUUUUUGCAACUUGGUCUUGUUUCUUUAGAAUGUUAGAAAAUCAAAAUAUAUUUACUGUACAUGCUACAUCAAAUUGUAUCAAUUUUAUAUAUUUUUUAAAGGGAUAGUUCGGCCAAAAAUGAUAUUAAACCCAUGAUUUACUCACCCCCAAGCUGUACGAGUUGCAUAUGUCCAUCGUUUUCAGACAAACACAUUUUCGGAUAUUUUAGAAAAUGUUUUAGAUCUUUCAGUUGAUUAAAUGUAAUGUUACGGGGUCCACGACCUUCAAGUCCAAAAAAGUGCGUCCAUCCUUCACAAAAUAAAUCCAAAUGAUCCAGGAUAAUAAACAAAGGAACUACCUUCCGGUAGCGCCGCCAUCUUAGUCGUGUCCGCAUUCAGGAUGAGAGCUUACGCAGCCUAUACGGAGGCUACUCUGUUGCUGCUCUGUGCCCCUGCCCUCCGAAUUUGUCAUACGUCACUAAGAAAAGUGCGUACACUACGCUAAUACUCUCUCCUGAAUACAGAGGAGUCUAAGAUGGCUGCGCUACCGGAAGGUAGUUAUUUUCAUGUUUGUCUGAAAAACGCUGGACAUAUGCAACUCGGACAGCUUGGGGGUGAGUAAAUCAUGGGUUUAAUGUCAUUUUUGGCCGAACUAUCCCUUUAAUGAUAUGGACCAUUAGGAGGCCAUAUUAAUCUCAACAGAACAGACUAGCCUGACCUUGUAUCAGCACUUCCUAUAUUGACUACGGUUAAGUUCUGAAACACAAAACCCAUGAAACAGCAUACGAAGUGUUGAAUACAUUAAAAUCAAAGCCAUGCUUUGACUCCAUAAUAUUAUUGUGAGUUUUAAAUGUUUAUACCUCAAGAAAAACAAGCAUGUUUAAUUUUUUUUCACAUCAGCUCUUUGUGUGACAUAAUCUGGGUUUCCUUCAUUAGAAAGUGAAUUUUAAAAUGAUUGAAGCAAUAAAGAGAAGAAAACAUGCACUCGGUUUUGUGAUUUAUAGU
Paramisgurnus dabryanus is the source of this 5489-nucleotide messenger RNA. RefSeq names its product ADAMTS-like 7 (gene adamtsl7). Lineage: Eukaryota; Metazoa; Chordata; Actinopteri; Cypriniformes; Cobitidae. Gene Ontology annotation, molecular function: metalloendopeptidase activity. Gene Ontology annotation, biological process: proteolysis; extracellular matrix organization. The record is from RefSeq and is a predicted model, not a curated record. Gene Ontology annotation, cellular component: extracellular matrix.